Molecule: messenger RNA, 699 nt
Organism: Entamoeba invadens IP1
Lineage: Eukaryota; Evosea; Mastigamoebida; Endamoebidae
Exons: 3
Coding region: 1-699 (232 amino acids)
Source: RefSeq, a predicted model, not a curated record
AUGGUUAUAAAAGACGGAUAUCACAUGAUGAUAACCUUUGGUAACGAUUUUCAGAAACCAGUUGAAAUUACUAGUAAAUCUAAAAAUCGAAAUAAAUACAUAUUUUUCAAAAUAGUAGUGUGGUACAAUGUCGAUUAUAACACUUUUGUGAUAAACAAAAAUUCAAAAUUCAUAUUUAAAGAUGUUACAUUCACUAAGAAUGACAGACUAAAAUAUGGAUCAACAAUUCCAAAAGAAGUUGCAUCACUUGGAGUUGAUACUUUUCGGUCAUUAAAUUCCAUCGACUUAAUAAUUCUUCCCAAAAACGUCACACAAAUACAUGAAAGGUGUUUCGAAGGUUGUUCAACACUAACUUCUCUCCAAAUCACAACAAAUCUGAUGAAAAUAGAACCUGGAGCAUUUUCAAUGUGUCGAACUCUGAGAAGAGUAUUUUUACCAUUUCAAACACGUUAUCAUUCUACAGCACAAUCUGAUAUUAUAAAUGUAAACAUUAAUAAUUAUAAUCAACCAAAGAGUUACUUGGGUGGGUGUUGUUUCAAUUGUUGUGAAUCACUUGUAGAAGUUGAGCUUCCUGAUUUCUAUGAGUUUUAUGUAGUGAUUGCUUCUCAAAAUGCUCGAGUCUUCAAACUAUUAAAAUAUCGGAGAGUGUCACACAUCUCAAUGAUUAUUGUUUUAAUCAAUGCAUUUCAUUUAGUAUAA